Messenger RNA from Rotaria sp. Silwood2, 978 nucleotides. The record is from the annotation of a GenBank genome assembly. NCBI's taxonomy places the organism in Eukaryota, Metazoa, Rotifera, Eurotatoria, Philodinida, Philodinidae.
AUGAAAAAUUCAUAUCUAACUUUUAAUAUUGGAGCAUGGCCUAUAGAAAAAGAAGAAUUGACUAAUUCUCAUGUACAAUGUCGAGAAGUAACAUCAACAGAAAAUAAUCAACUUUUUUGGACAAAAGUUUUUCUACAAACAAGUUCAUAUGAUGAAAAACGUUAUCGACAAAUUGCUUCGAAUGCAUGUGAACGCAUUGUUCAAGAACAGACAAAGAAGUCUCCAUCAAGAUCAAUUUUUCAUCGUUCAUCCAGUAUUAUAGCUGUAAGUUUAAGUGAAACAAAUACAAGACAAAAUAGUUCAAAUAAUCAUUCAACAACAAAAACAAUAACUAAACCAAAUAAUUCAAGAAAAAAAUCAUCUUAUACAAGAUUUUCAUGUUAUUUAAAAUCUCAUAAUACAAAUAAUCAUUCAAAACAAAUUAAAAAGAAAUUAUCAACAACAGUUUUACCAAAAAAUAAUAAUUAUUAUCAUGAAAAAAUUAAAUGCUUAUCGUCAAGAAAAAGAAUUCCUAGAUUAAAUAAUGAAUAUCAUCAAAAAAUUUGUCAAAAAUGUUUAAAAUUAAUUCAAACUAAUUCACCACAUAUGUCAUCAAAUUUAUUUUGUCAAUCAUGUUUUAAUUUAAUUCAAAAUUCAAAUAAUAAUAAUAAUACAAUCUCAAUAAAAAAAAAUUCUUUAAAUAAAAAUGAAGAAAAUGAAUUACGUCAAAUAAUUGAAAUAAUUAUUGAAGAAUUUCAAGAUCAUUUUGAUCAUGCAUUAAAUUUAUCUAUUAAACAAAUGACUCAACAUUUACUUUCGAAUAUAAAUCUUUUCUAUAAUCAUUAUCAACAAGAAUUUAAACAAUUAACAAAAAAAUAUCGUUUUGAAUUUCUUGAACGUUUUAUAAAAUUAAUGAAUAAAUAUCAAAAGUCUCAAACAAAAAUCAAUAAUAAUAUUAUUCAAAAAACUAAAUUACCAAUAUCUGAUCGAGUAAUUUGA